UUAAUUCCUCGGACUUGGUAACACUGGCAAGAGCACUAGGCCUGCGCGAAGCGCUUGGAAAAUGGCCUAAACGCAGGACAUAGAACAAAGAUCGCGGCUCAGAGGAUCAACUGGUGAACUACCUGCCGGAGCUAACGUAAAACCGGGCUCUUCUCGGAACUCCUGCUACCUGCCCAAGGGCCAGAACGGAUACAUUCGAAGCCAUGACGCUGAACGAGAGCGACGCCACCCGCUUGGAGCUAACGCGCAACUUCCUGGAGCUAUCGCGCAAUGCUGAGACCUGCACUGCCCUCCGCAGCUCCGACUGCAUCCAGCUGCUGGUGCAGAUCCUGCACGCUAACGACGAGGGACUGGUCACGGCGCGAAAGUACGCCAGCCAGGCGCUGCACAACAUCGUCCACAGCCAUCCGGAGGAGAAGGAGCGCCAGCGGGAGGUGAAGAUUCUGCGCCUUCUGGACCAGAUUUUGGACUACUGCAACUUCCUGCGCACCCAACUGCAGAGCGGGGGCGAGGCGAUCGCCGACGAUGAGGAUCGGCAUCCCCUGGCGGCCAUGAAGCUGCUAAUGAAGGCCAGCUUCGACGAGGAGCACCGCCAGACGAUGUGCGAGCUGGGCGCCCUUAAAGCGAUUCCCAACCUUGUGCACCUUGACCACGCGGUCCACGGCCCGGCAGCGGGACGGGAACAGUGCAACGCCUUGAGGAGCUACGGCCUGAUGGCCCUGACGAAUCUCACGUUCGGAGACGAGAACGUCCACAACAAGUCGUACCUGUGCGGCCAGCGCCAGUUCAUGGAAGUGGUCAUUGCCCAGCUAAACACGGCUCCGGACGAACUGCUGCAGGUCCUUGCUGGAGUGCUGCGCAAUCUCUCGUGGCGCGCGGACAAGCAUAUGAAAACCAUCUUCAAUGAGCUGGGCACGGUGACGUCCUUGGCCCGAGCGGCCAUGCAGAACAAGAGCGAGAAUACUCUGAAGGCCAUACUCUCCGCCCUGUGGAAUCUCUCCGCACACUGCAGCACCAACAAAGCCGAAUUCUGUGCGGUGGAUGGGGCGUUGGCCUUUCUGGUCGGAAUGCUGAGCUACGAGGGGCCGAGCAAGACUCUCAAGAUCAUCGAAAACGCUGGUGGCAUUCUGCGGAACGUUUCCAGUCACAUUGCUGUGUGUGAGCCCUACCGCCAGAUCCUGCGACGUCACAAUUGUCUGGCCAUCCUCCUGCAACAGCUAAAGUCCGAGUGCCUGACUGUGGUCAGCAACUCGUGCGGCACCCUGUGGAACCUCUCAGCCCGCUGUCCCGAAGAUCAGCAGUUCCUCAUCGACCACAACGCCAUUCCACUGCUGCGCGCUCUGAUCAGCUCAAAGAACUCAAUGAUCGCCGAGGGAAGCGCUUCGGCCCUUAAGAAUCUGGUCAACUUUAGGGCCACCAUGGAGCUGAUGCCCAACGGUGACGGCGGAUCGUUGCCGCUGGACAAGGAGUCUGGCCACGCAGGAACUCUGCCCCGUCGGUACAGCUCACUCCGACUGAGCUCAAAUCCUACAGGAUCACUGAAGAAGGUACGACCUUCCACGGUGAGCGCAACUGGAGGUUUCCUCGCUAGGAAGUGCGAGAGCCGCGAGUCCAUUUACUCGGGAAAAUCGGACUCUACAAAAUACUCGACCAAGUCGGAGGGUGCCAAGAAUCCGUUCGAAAUAGUCACGCCCACCGAGGAGCAGCCCAUUGAUUACUCCAUGAAAUAUAUGGAACAUAAACCCAAUAGCUCCAAGACCUUCGAGAUUGACUUGGACCAGCCCACAGACUUUAGUGCCAGAUAUAAGGAGAGGCGAUCAGUGCAGUCGUCGGCGCAGCCAGAGCUAAAGGUGGAGGCCAACAAAGCUACCAGCAAUGCCCUGCCACUGGCCAAGUCAUCCUCGGCCUCGAAGCUGCCCAAUGAAGCAGGUCACUUGCCGGUUUCAGCAGCGAAGCAGAAACUAACGACCGAAGGCGAGACGGAAACUGGGGAGCGGGAGCGUCCGAUUAACUACUGUGAGGAGGGCACGCCUGGGAGCUUCAGUCGCUUUGACUCCCUCAACAGUCUGUCCGAGAAGCCGGAGAAGUCAGUGCCCCCCAAAACACCCACGAAACAACCCAUUGUCCAGCCUCAGAUCAUCGACUCUGCGCUGGAAACUCCCUUGAUGUUCUCGCGGCGCAGCUCGAUGGACUCCCUGGUGGGCGACGACGAAACCAUUGCCUGCGAGGACAACGGCUCCGUGAUCAGCGAAUACAGCCGGAUGCAAAGUGGCGUCAUAUCGCCAUCGGAGCUACCCGACUCGCCCACCCAGAGCAUGCCUCAGUCUCCCAAACGAGACCGAAAGAUGCCGGAUCCUGCACAGCUGAGCACGCAGACGCCUGUCCGCCAGCCGCCUGGCAAUGUUUUCGAGGAUAAGCUUAGCCGGUUCCACGAGGAGCACACGCCUGCUAACUUCUCCUGUGCCACCAGCCUGAGUAACCUGAGCAUGCUGGACGACUCCAAUGCGAACGCAAAUCGAGGACCGCGUGUCAAUGACAUCAAUGGCAAUGCGGAUGCUCCUCGAAGCUAUUGCACGGAAGACACGCCGGCGGUGCUCUCCAAGGCACCCAGCAACAGUGAUCUUUCCAUUCUGUCGAUACCCAAUGACAUUAACGCCAACGAGGACGAGUCUGUGUCCACGAAAAAGCCAAUUGUCUUAGGAAUUGACACCCGGACACCGGCGGAGGAUGCGAUUUCCAAAAUGCGUUGCGGCGGAAGUGCCUUGCCCAGUUAUCUGCCAGUGUCGGAUGAAAUGAGCAAGUAUUAUGUGGAGGACAGUCCAUGCACCUUUUCGGUCAUCUCCGGACUAUCUCAUCUCACCGUAGGCUCCGCCAAAGCGGGCCCUGUUUCAAGUCUUCCCAUGAGAGCUUCGGAAGAGGCGCCCAAGCUACCGCCCAGACGCAGUGCCAUUCCUGGGGAAGUUGAGCCUCGCCUGCCGCCGAAAAGAAGCGAUUCGUUGAGCUCACUGUCCAUGGACUCGGACGAUGAUGAUAGCAAUCUACUAAGCCAGGCCAUUGCGGCGGGCAGCUGCCGACCCCAACCCAGUGGAGCCAGCACCAGUUCCAGCUUGGCCAACACCAGCACCAGCACUCUGACCAGGACAACAAAUGGCCUAAAGAAGCAGCAGCAGCCGCCGCCGGAGGAGAAUGGUGACAAGCCGAGCUACAGCUCGGAUGAUUCGCUGGACGACGAUGACGACGAUGCACGAUCAAAGUCCCUGUUCGAGCAGUGCAUCCUGAGUGGCAUGCACAAGUCCAACGAUGCGCUGGAGUCGGAGAGCUGCGAGCCAUCGGAACAGCAGCGACAGGGGACGAGCGCCCGGGAUCGGUUUGUCAGCAACCAGGUGCGUCAGAUCGAGUCCAUGCUGGCUGGGCGCCAGCACUAACGGUGAAUACGAGUGGCCUGGUUAAGUGAGAAGCGCAUGCGAUUGUUUGGUGGCUUUUUAAUCUUGUCUAUGCAAUAAUAUUCUCACGGUCUCAAUUUUCCUAUAGUUCAGAUUAAAAAUUUGCGCUUAA
Molecule: messenger RNA, 3555 nt
Organism: Drosophila kikkawai
Lineage: Eukaryota; Metazoa; Arthropoda; Insecta; Diptera; Drosophilidae
Gene: Apc2
Product: Adenomatous polyposis coli 2
Biological process (GO): regulation of cell differentiation; negative regulation of microtubule depolymerization; cell migration
Cellular component (GO): beta-catenin destruction complex; cytoplasmic microtubule; catenin complex
Molecular function (GO): gamma-catenin binding; beta-catenin binding; microtubule binding
Source: RefSeq, a predicted model, not a curated record